Geodia barretti is the source of this 1929-nucleotide messenger RNA. The record is from the annotation of a GenBank genome assembly. NCBI's taxonomy places the organism in Eukaryota, Metazoa, Porifera, Demospongiae, Tetractinellida, Geodiidae.
ACUGACAACUACACUCUGACUGAUCUCAUGGAAGGAGCUACAUACUCCAUAUCCAUUGAAGCUGUAGCCUUCGGCAUGCUUGACAGUCCUCCCACUCAACUGCAAGUCUCUCUAGUUGCAGUUCCCGAGACACCAGUCAUUGACAGGGGUAGUAUUGUGUCUACAGCCUCCACUAUAUCAUUCUCCUGGAGUGUGCCACAUGAUGUGACUCAUUCCUUGGUGACCUGGCAAGCAGUAGAUUCAGUCAGAGGACCUAUAAACAGUGCUACCGUUGAUAAAUUACUCAGCACUUAUUCAAUCACUGGCUUGAGGAGUAACACCAAUCAUGAAGUCACUGUAAGGGUAUUUAAUCCUGCUGGAAGUACUUCAAGCGGGUUUAAUCUCUCAACAACAGCAGACAGCCGGGCUCUGCCAGACAGUUUGGACAAUGGAACUAUAACUACCUCCAGUAUGACAACGACUGGACUCAUCACCAUAGGUAGUAGUAUUGGGUCCAUAUCACUCCUGGUACUAUUGAUUACGGUGGCAAUCAUCGUAUUUAUUAUCAUAAGGAGACGUGCUAAAAGAAUUAAAACUGAGCCUGAUUUUAGGGGUAAACUGAGACAAGAAGACUCUAUCGACCUACAAACAGAUAGCAAAGCCCAAUCGUUUGAAGUACCUGAAAGUGAAAAAGAAGAGGAGCUGCUUUUGAAUCUUAAGAGAAAGAAAUUGAUUGUUUCGAAGGUACAAGUACACCUCUCUAGCACCAUUGGAAAAGGGGAAUUUGGAUUGGUCUACAAAGGAUAUGUUGAGAGCGACACAGGGACUACAUUGGUAGCUAUCAAAACUAGUAAAGCACUGUCUUCAGAGGUAGAAAAGAAGAACCUGCUGAGAGAGAUAUCCAAAAUGGCUUCAUUUGAACAUAACCACGUAAUGAGUCUCCUCGGAGUGUGUCUUGAUUCAGAGAUGCCCCUAAUGAUUAUGCCAUUGAUGGUCAAAGGAAGUGUGUUGGAGUAUGUCAGGAAAAUAAAGGAAAAUCCACCACAGGAUAAUAUAGUACUGAAGAUAACAUUUUUGAGAAUGUGCCAUCAGAUCACAAAGGGGAUGAAAUAUCUUGCAAGCUGCAAGUUUGUCCACAGAGAUCUUGCAGCAAGGAACUGCAUGAUUGACCAGAAUGAUGUGAUAAAGGUGGCAGAUUUUGGUCUCUCUGAAGACAUCCACAGGUCGGGUUACUUCUUCCACAGCAAGGAAGAUGUCAUGGCCAGGGAGGAGAAGGUGCCCAUCAGAUGGAUGGCUCCUGAGAGCAUUGAGAGUGGCAGAUACAGUGAAAAGACUGAUGUGGUCAGCUCUUAAUGUUCCUUUGAUGACUAGCUUUUUCAUUAGAUAUUGCGACAUGCAAUUUUACAGCAAAUAGGAAUUAUCGCGGAAAAAUUAACUUCGCAGAUUGCUGGUUCCACAAUUGCAAUGGUCGUUUGGAGUGACAUGCUGGGAAAUAUUCACAUUUGGACGAGUCCCAUACUCUGGUAUCCGUGCCAUGAGCAUCCUGAGUAUGCUUAGGGAAAGGGAGAGAUUGGAGAGACCUACUAAUAAUGCCUGCUGUGACAAGAUCUAUGACAUCAUGAGUGAGUGCUGGUCAGAGCAGUCUAGUGACAGGCCAAACUUCACCAGUCUCCUUGAUACUUUUGAUGAUUUGCUAGAGAGAGAGUCAGGCUACAUGAACCUCUGCUCUCCAACUACGCAACUGUCCGACGAAGGGGGGCAGUAGUUUAUACAGAUAAUUUGAGACCACUUCCUUCACAAUCCGCAAUGUACCAAAUGUUUUCGGUUGUGAAACUUCAGAUAUCCAGGUUUAGGACUUUAGGUCAACUGUCAAUUAUCAGUGACUGUAUACCUAUUGAUUUUGUUUUGUACAUAAUUAUGCUAGUGUGUUGUUUUGCACUCAUUGUGCGC